Molecule: messenger RNA, 1419 nt
Organism: Aspergillus puulaauensis
Lineage: Eukaryota; Fungi; Ascomycota; Eurotiomycetes; Eurotiales; Aspergillaceae
Exons: 3
Coding region: 1-1419 (472 amino acids)
Biological process (GO): transmembrane transport
Molecular function (GO): transmembrane transporter activity
Source: RefSeq, a predicted model, not a curated record
AUGGGGCACUCUCAGGUGGCUGUCCAGGCCAACGCUGACCCCGAGCAUAGCACUGACCAGCCCGUGCAAAAAUCACUGCCGCGAGUAACGAGAUGGUACCGCAGCGCUCUUUUUAAUGUGAUUAUCGUUGGGUUAAUUUCAUUCACACAGCCUGGCAUCUGGAAUGCCCUGAAUAAUACCGGAGCUGGUGGACAGCAGAAGCCCUACCUGGUCAACGGCGCCAACAGUCUCACGUUUGGAAUUAUGGUCUUUGGAUGUCCGUUGUUUGCUAUCCUUGCCAAUCGCUACGGCCUGCGACGAGUUCUCAUCCUUGGAACCCUGGGGUAUGCCCCCUAUUCGGCAUCUCUAUAUGUCAACAACAGAUACGGCACCGAAUGGUUCGUUCUCUUCGGUGGCGCAACCUGUGGGAUUGCAGCGUCUGCUUUAUGGUCGUCGGAAGGCGCCAUAGCUCUGGGAUACGGCGGUGUUGCAGAGCGAGGAAAAUAUACUGGAAUCUGGCUCGGACUUCGAGAACUAGGCCAACUCAUCGGCUCUUCAAUCCAGCUAUCCAUCAACGUUAAGGAAGGAGAGCGCGGUAAGGUCGACUACUCGACCUACCUUGUGCUCAUCGCGCUGCAAUGCCUAGGCCUCCCUCUCGCCUUUCUCAUCUCGCAUCCCUCCAAAGUCAUCCGCGCCGACGGCUCAGGAAUCCCUGAUCCCACCAAACAAAAAGCGGUUCUAGGCGAAUUUAAGAAGCUCUGGGCGCAGCUAAAGAAGAAGCAUAUCCUUCUCCUAAUUCCCAUCCUUGUCGGAUUCAACUGGAACAAUACGUACCAGGGCAUCUACCUGACGAACUAUUUCAGCGUGCGGGCACGGACACUGGGCUCACUCACAUCGGCAGUUGCAGCGACUGCAGCAAACAUGUUCUGGGGAUGGUUCUUUGAUCUUAAGUACUUCAGUCGGCCGCAGCUGGCUAGGAUUACCUGGUUUUCGUUUGCAGUGGUUAUGCUCGCCCUCUUUGCGUGGCAAGUAGCCAACGAGAAACUAUACGAAGACACCCAACCAACAAUCGAUUGGGAACAGCCUAACUUUGGACGCGGGUUCGCAGUGAACGUGCUCUUUCGAUUUAUGAACGAGUCGCAUUACAUGUUCGUCUAUUGGAUACUGGGCGUGUUCAACGAUGAUCUGGAGACACUGACCCUUACUGUUGGAAUUGUGCGGUGUUUUGAGAGCGUUGGGUCUUGCUUGUCGUUUGGAAUUGGGGCAGCGCAAAUCUCGCCCAUGGUGAACUUGAUUGUUGCCUUUGUCAUGUUUGUGGUUUGUAUUCCCACCACGUCGUGGGUGGUGUUUAUGGUGCCGGAGCAUCCUGAGGCGGCUCCAGAGGAUGAGAACUCCCAGAGGGCGGAUUCAUCUGUGCAGUCGGACGUGGACCAGAAAUAA